AAAAUCCAUUUGGAGGGCGGGACCUGCGGAACCGGGAGGAGCUGUUUUGGGGUGUUGUGAAUUCGUGUAGCCAAGAGAAAUCUUGAGUGGGAGUUGUCGGACUGUGUUGUUGUGCAUUUUGUCCGUCGAUUCACACCGAUUACCAACGCGCCUGCCGCAGCCAUGCCCGGGAUAGAGAAGCUGCCGAUAGAGGAGACGCUGGAGGACAGUCCGCAGACACGCUCUCUGCUGGGAGUGUUUGAGGAGGACACUGCAGCCAUCUCCAACUACUGCACACAGCUCUAUCAGGCCAUGCAGAGGAUUUAUGAUGCACAGAAUGAGCUGAGUGCUGCAACACACCUGACCUCCAGACUGCUGAAAGAGUACGACAAACAGCGUUUUCCUCUAGGGGGCGAUGAUGAGGUGAUGAGCUCCACCCUGCAGCAGUUUGCAAAAGUCAUUGAUGAGUUGAGUUCCUGUCAUGCUGUCUUGUCCACCCAGCUUGCAGAUGCCAUGAUGUUUCCUAUCACUCAGUUUAAAGAGAGAGACCUGAAGGAGAUCCUCACUCUGAAAGAAGUCUUCCAAAUAGCCAGUGAUGAUCAUGACACAGCCAUUAACAGAUACAGCCGCCUCUCCAAGAAGAGGGACAACGACAAGUUGCGGGUGGAGGCUGUGGAGGAUGUCUACACCUCCCGCAAGAAACAGCACCAGACCAUGAUGCACUACUUCUGCUCGCUGAACACACUUCAGUACAAGAAGAAGACGGCUCUGCUGGAGCCGCUGCUGGGCUACAUGCAGGCCCAGAUCAGUUUCUUUAAGCUGGGUUCAGAAAAUCUCACCCAGCAGUGGGAGGACUUCCUGGGAACCAUUGGAACCAGUGUCCAGAAUGUGCGUCGCGAGAUGGAGGAGGAGGUUGGGCAGAUGCAGCAGUCCAUCCAGGAGAUGGAGAGAUCAUGUGACCUGCUGUACGCACCGUGUGACCCUGACCCCGCCCACUCACCUGUCUGUCGCAACCUGACCAGGAAACAGGGCUACCUGUACAUCCGCAAUAAGACGGGGCUGGUGUCGUCGUCCUGGGAGCGUCAGUACUUCUUCACGCAGGGCGGUAAUCUGAUGCAGCAGGGCCGAGGCGAGGUGGCGGGCGGGCUGGUCACAGACCUCGACAACUGUUCCGUCAUGGCGGUCGACUCUGACGACCGCCGCUUCUGCUUUCAGGUCACUUCCUUUGAUGGAAAGAAAGUGGUGACGCUGCAGUCGGAGAGCAGGAAGGACUGCGAGGAGUGGAUCUCCACCAUCAACAACAUUUCCAAAAGGAUCUACCUGAGUGAGAACGCAGAGGAGCUGGCAGCCAGAGUGAACCAAUCAGCUAUUGAGGCCGUGACACCGUCGCCGUCCUUCCAGCAGAGACAUGAGAGCAUGAGACCCAGCAGUAAAGGGCGUGUGGGCCGAGCGAGCAGUAUUAGCUCUGUGGGUUCAGAGCCAUCGCCUGCCCUUUCCGUGCUCUCAUUGGAUGCGCUGGUUGCCCCGGAAACACCCAUCCAGUUUGACAUAAUUUCCCCCGUCACCGAGGAGAACUCAGGACAGAGCAAGACGGCAGCACAGUCCGGCAGAAGAAGUAAUCCAUUUGGAGAGUCAGGAGACAGCACAUCAGAAGACAGCGAAGACUCCAUCCUCCAUCAGCUCUUCAUCGUUCGCUUCCUGGGCUCCAUGGAGGUGAGGACUGCUGAGUCAGCAGAGGUCAUCUCUGAGACCAUGAGGCAGAUCCUGGCAGCCAGAGCCAUCCACAACAUCUUCAGGAUGACCGAAUCACACCUGCUGGUCACCUGUGACUGCCUCAAGCUCAUUGAUCCUCAGACACAAGUCACUCGUCUCAGGUUCCCUCUCUCCAGUGUGGUUCAGUGUUUGUCCCAUCAGGACAACAAGAGGCUGUUUGGUUUCGUUCUGCAGACAGCAGGCGGGCAGGGUGACAACCGAGCCGUCUGCUACAUCUUCGAGUCCAACAACGAUGGAGAGAAGAUCUGUGACAGCAUCGGUCUGGCCAAGCAGAUAGCCUUCCACUCUGAGAUGGACCGUAAGGCAGUGGAGAAGAGGAAGGAGCAGGACAAGGCCAAAGAGAAACAGCAGGAAGAACUCAGCAAACAGAGACAGAUAGAGAAGGAUCUGGAGGAGCAGAGCCGUUUGAUCGCCGCCUCGAGUCGCCCCGCUAACCCGCCUGCCUCUGACGGACAAUUCUUAGUGCUCAGCAACAGCCAGUCAGAGGACAGCGAUGCCGGGGAGGAGGGGAAGAAGAAGGGCGAGUCUGAAGCCUAACAAAGCUGACGGAGGUUGCAUGUUUUACCACCCAGGCAAGUCCCAGUCUGGUACUGUCAAUGCAACAGCUCAGGAAUCAGAGGAGGGGAACAACACCCGCCCGCCUGGGAUGCCUGGGACUGAAAAACAUGUGCUCCCUCUCUGCUGAACUCUGUUUGAAGUUUGUGGUGGAGCCUGUCACUCUGAAAACGGAGGAUAAACUAAACACACCCUCGCUAUAAGAGAAGGUGGCGUGGAAACACCUCGUCGCGGACUUGUGUUUUAUUCUGUGUGUAAAAACGCUGCUUUUUAUACCGGCUCCACAAAUAUAGAUUAACCUGUACGUUUCUGUUUUUUUAUGUUUAUUUUAUUAGAAAAAGAGCUAACAGCAAGGACAGAGGAUUUAAAGCAAAACAACAUGUGCGGAAUAAUAAACCAGGAUCUGAAGGAGAUGCGGGAGAAAACACGGACGUCAGAUUUGGACGGUGUCAGUGUCGGCUGUUAAAACGUCCUGCAGGAUAUUUUUUUUAUUCUUUCCUUACUUCCAGGCAGUCGCUGCUUUUCAUUCAUAUGUCAUUUAUUUUACAGCAGAAUGAAAAUCAACUUGCAAAGUCGUGAAACUUGCUGAGUCAUCAUCACAGUAGAGCUUCAGCGAUUAGUCCAUGAAUCGAUUAGUCGAUCAACAGAAAAAUUAACACUUGAUUAAUCAUUAUAAGUCAUUUUUCAAGCAAAGAAUGUCAAAGAUUUAAUGUUUCCAGUUUCUCAAAUGUGAGAAUUUGUGGUUGGUAUUUUUUGUUUUCGGAUGUUGUAUAGACCGAUCGAUCAAUCAAAAAAAUUAUCAGCAGAUUAAUCGAUAAUAAAAAUAAUUGUUAGUUGCAGCCCUACAUCACAGUCAUUAUGACUACUUUCAAAGCAGCCGUAAGUCCAGACCGAUGGGAAAAGUCUUGCGUUGCUACAUCACAACAACAGCCACAUCCCUGUUUAUGGUGGAUUAUCAAACUCAAGCAAGUCCCAAGUCCCAGCGAGCUGAUUUUCAUAGUUUACUAAGAUGAACUGAAGCCAGCGGCUGCUUGGAAGGUGAAGAGAAACAUAUUCAGAGGUCUACAACAUCAGCUGGUCAACUUGGAUUUGGUGAUUUGCAGGUCAAACGAUAUUCUAGACGUCUUGAGUUAAAAUUGGGCUGAAUUUGGUUGAAAAGACGCUCCAUGUCACUCGCUUUGUUGACCCGUCCAUCCACCCCGACCUCAUCCCUAUCCUCGUGUUUUUCCUGCGCUAUAACAACGUCUCACCACUUCAAGCUCCUGACAGAUGAGUAAUAACAUGUAGUUUCAACAUGUAGUUAUGAUCUGCUUCACAGUGAAAUAUAGUCAUUAAAAUGCUGUUGAAACUAAAGUUACGUAACUUUAGUUUUUACCACACGUUAGACUUAUUGAACUGUAAAUCAUUAAGUCAGUGCUCCCUGAGUAUUUUAUGUAAAAACGUUAUUGAAGACUAAACUAUCUGCUAUUUUAAAAUAUUGACUACUAAAAUCAUAGUAGUUAUGAAUGAAACACUCUGAAACUCGUCAGGUCAGCCAGGGUCAAAUUCUGCUUCUCUGGGGUCAAAGGUCAAUUCUACUUUAUCCACGGUGAAAAUAUUUUGGCCCCGACCUCCUCCUGAUCUAUAAGAAAAACCUUCAACGACUUCCAAUGCCAAUAUUAACUUUCUGUGUUUGUCGAGGUAAUUGUAAUACAACAUAAAAUAUCAUUAGCAAUGCUUUGUCCAGCAUCCCAGCAUUUCAUGCCUUUUGCUUGCAAUGCGCAUUAGCAUGUUAUCAGGAGCGGACCAACAUGGCUGCCACAGGAGACCCCCGAAGGUGUGAAACUACAGAAAAGAAAAUCUUAAACCCUUUUUCAUUUAAAGAUUUUUUUUUUAUUCCAAAAUCUGCAACUUCUGCCUCAUACAAAAUUAAUAUUUGAAUGGAAGUAGUGCUCAUUAAUGAGAAUCAUAUACCGUUCACCUCUGACCAACGGUUCAGAUUUGGAUUGUGAAACAACACGAGCACAAAUCUGAUCAAACGAUCUUCUCACUUUUGCAGUAUUUGUUGAGUUCUCCAUUUUGAAAACUCAAAGAAAAAAUGUGGGGCUCAACUUUUGUCUUGGUACAUUUUAUUCAUUCAGUAAACUUUGAAGAAAUGUAACAUCUUGAUGUAUGUAAGGACUACGGUUGUCUUUUUGCCGUGGUAUCGAAAGAGGUAUCGAGUAUCGUUUUUUUUAAUACUAGUACUGUAUCGAAAUUUUAAAUUCUGGUAUCGCGAAAACCUUAGUAAGGACCUUGCUUCAUAAAAACGGACAGUCCGACAUCUCUGCCAAAUAAUCAGCUGAGUGUUUCUCCUGACAUCGCAAUAUUGAUCUGUGCUUUCACAGGUGUUUAUCUGGAUCAUUGUUUGGGGCCUUUUAUGUUCUUCACUGGUUUUAUUCAUUAAUCUGCCUUUAUCCAGAGUGAUUCACAGUGAUUAUCUGUAGAAAAACAACUGAAUACGCUUCAGUUCCAACAUCAUAGACAUUACAUGUAGGAAUGUUAAAGGUCAGAGGUCACAGCCUUCUGACAACAGACAAACCUCUUCAGUCUGCUGUGGGGAAGUUAACACGGUGAAGACGUUUCUAAAAGCCUAAAUCAACAGUUACUGAUGAUGACGAUGAUGAUGAUGAUGAUGAUGAUGAUGAUGUUAUUUUUCUGUUUUUUGGGGAGGAUGUUUUCUUGCUGUAACCAGGUGAAGGACUCGUGUUUGAUGGAGCUGCACUUUACUGACGCAGGAAAACACAACACGAUCAAUGAUGUUGAACUGUAAAUAUGUUUCAGUUGUUCAAUUGUUUCAGUGUCAUGAAUAAUAAAAAGGCUUUUCAGUGAUAAAUAAAGCACUAACUCCA
This is a messenger RNA of Siniperca chuatsi (mandarin fish), 5177 nucleotides long. It is a transcript of the gene appl1, whose product is annotated as adaptor protein, phosphotyrosine interaction, PH domain and leucine zipper containing 1. Bases 163 to 2289 code for a protein of 708 amino acids. The record is from RefSeq and is a predicted model, not a curated record. Gene Ontology annotation, biological process: signaling. Gene Ontology annotation, molecular function: protein binding. The transcript has 22 exons. Gene Ontology annotation, cellular component: endosome membrane; cytoplasm. NCBI's taxonomy places the organism in Eukaryota, Metazoa, Chordata, Actinopteri, Centrarchiformes, Sinipercidae.